Molecule: messenger RNA, 3863 nt
Organism: Rhea pennata
Lineage: Eukaryota; Metazoa; Chordata; Aves; Rheiformes; Rheidae
Gene: PAK2
Product: p21 (RAC1) activated kinase 2
Exons: 15
Coding region: 195-1775 (526 amino acids)
Biological process (GO): protein phosphorylation; intracellular signal transduction; regulation of axonogenesis
Cellular component (GO): cytoplasm
Molecular function (GO): ATP binding; protein serine/threonine kinase activity
Source: RefSeq, a predicted model, not a curated record
CGCGCGCGGCGGUUCCGCUUCCCCCUCCGGCUCCUGCCGCCGCCGCCUCGGUGGGUCUCGCCGCCGCCAUUGCAGGAGGCCCCGUGUGGCGGCCGCGCCCCGUCCGCCUCGCCGCCCCUCUCGCCGCUGCCGGGCCGUCUCUGGAGGCGGCCGGCACUGCCGUCAGCCCGUGCUUUUGCUAGCUAUUGAGAACCAUGUCUGACAACGGAGAACUGGAAGACAAGCCACCAGCUCCUCCUGUCCGGAUGAGUAGUACUAUCUUUAGUUCAGGGAGCAAAGACCAGUUGUCUGCCAACCACAGCUUGAAACCCCUGCCCUCUGUGCCGGAAGAGAGAAAACCUAGGAAUAAAAUCAUCUCUAUAUUCUCUAGCACUGAAAAAGGAAGCAAGAAAAAGGAAAAAGAAAGGCCAGAAAUCUCUCCUCCAUCAGAUUUUGAACAUACCAUCCAUGUUGGCUUUGAUGCGGUUACUGGAGAAUUUACUGGAAUGCCAGAGCAAUGGGCUCGGUUGCUACAGACCUCAAAUAUCACCAAGUUAGAGCAGAAGAAAAAUCCUCAGGCGGUACUAGAUGUACUGAAAUUCUAUGACUCCAAAGACACAGCAAAACAGAAGUAUCUGAGUUUCUCUGCUCCAGAAAAAGAUGGUUUUCCUUCAGGAACACCAACGACGAAUGCCAAAGGUUCAGAGCCAUCAACAGCUGUAGCCGAUGACGACGAGGAUGAUGAUGAAGAAGCUCCUCCUCCAGUUAUUGCUCCACGGCCAGAUCACACAAAAUCGAUUUACACGCGGUCUGUAAUCGACCCCAUCCCUGCACCAGCUGGUGACUCUUCUGUUGACAGUGCGACCAAAUCAGGUGAUAAACAGAAAAAGAAGACCAAAAUGUCAGAUGAAGAGAUCAUGGAAAAACUACGUACUAUUGUGAGCAUAGGCGAUCCCAAGAAAAAAUACACCAGAUAUGAAAAAAUUGGGCAGGGGGCUUCAGGUACAGUUUUCACAGCUAUUGAUGUGGCAACAGGGCAGGAGGUUGCUAUCAAACAGAUAAACCUGCAGAAACAGCCCAAGAAGGAGUUGAUUAUUAAUGAGAUCUUGGUAAUGAAGGAGCUAAAGAACCCCAACAUAGUCAACUUCUUGGACAGUUACCUUGUAGGAGAUGAACUGUUUGUGGUGAUGGAAUAUCUAGCUGGAGGCUCACUAACAGAUGUGGUCACAGAAACAUGUAUGGAUGAAGCACAAAUUGCUGCUGUUUGCAGAGAGUGCUUGCAAGCGCUUGAGUUCCUGCAUGCCAACCAGGUCAUCCACAGAGACAUUAAGAGUGACAAUGUGCUGUUAGGAAUGGAUGGAUCAGUUAAACUCACCGACUUUGGUUUCUGUGCUCAGAUCACCCCAGAGCAGAGCAAACGCAGUACUAUGGUUGGGACUCCUUACUGGAUGGCUCCUGAAGUGGUCACACGGAAAGCAUAUGGCCCAAAAGUGGAUAUUUGGUCUCUGGGAAUCAUGGCUAUUGAAAUGGUGGAAGGAGAACCCCCAUACCUCAAUGAAAACCCUUUGCGGGCUUUAUAUUUGAUAGCGACUAAUGGCACACCAGAGCUGCAAAACCCUGAGAAACUAUCCCCAAUAUUCCGGGAUUUCUUAAACAGAUGUUUGGAGAUGGAUGUAGAAAAAAGAGGAUCAGCCAAAGAAUUAUUGCAGCAUCCCUUCUUGAAACUGGCCAAACCUCUUUCUAGCUUGACGCCACUGAUCCUAGCAGCCAAAGAAGCAAUGAAGAGUAACCGCUAACAUUGUUGCCAUGGCCUUCAUCUUUUUGUGAUGUUUUUGUUUUGUUUGUUUUUUUUACAAAUCUUUAUAAUAUAUGAAAUUGUUACACUUGUGGUGGGAGGGAAGAGAAGGGGUGGGAUUGGGGAAAAAGAAGUCUGCAAAAGGGAAGAAACUCUUAUCCAGAAGACACCCAAAAUAAAUUGUGGUGACACUAGUGAACCCUUUCUGCGGUCCAGAAGGAAUUGAGGACUGAAUUACUGGUCUUUUUUUUUUUUUUUUUUUUUCCCCAUUUUUUUUCAAUUCCUCCCCCCCCCCCCCCGGACAGCCAAGGAAAGCCACUUACUGUGCCCACAGUUUUAAGGGUUUUUGAUGACUUUGCUGUAACAGCUCCCAUUCAUCGUACCCUUCUGGAUACUUUCAAUACUUGAAUGACAGAUUCAAGCUUUCAGAGAGCAGCACUGAUUUUACCUGCUGAUCUCUCUCUUUCACUCUCCUCUUCUUCCGCUCUGCCUAUUGACUUUUAAAUUGCUCUAGUAAGCCCCUGUAUGACUAGGUUAACAGCAAAUAUAACAAAGUGUGAAGGUACAUCUUGCCUCUCCUUCCUUUUACGGAUUAACUGUGACUGUACUCUAGAAUUAACGGUUUGGCUACUUAAGAAAUCAUAUGUUGAAAUGUUUCUUUUAAGAAAAAAAUUGAGAAAGGGGGAAGAGAAGUAUUCACUGUUUCUUACAUGCCUGUGUUCUGUGGACUUCUAAUCAAAGGUGUGACCUCUUAGUAAAAACUUCAUGAUUGGUCAAGUCUUUAGAUGCCAGGUUAUGGAUAUGUGGAGAGGGGUCAGAUACUUCAUUUAUGAUCAAAUGAUCAGUUAAAGUCAGGGCAAGAAAAAAAUUCCAGCUGUCUUCCUGUCUGCUCUUUUUUCAUGUUAGACUUGCCAGCCAGAAACUUAAGGGAUAUUUUGCUUUGUGUGGUGGCAGUUCAAAGACACAUAUCUGUACUCUGACUUGGGCUUUGAGAGUUAUGCUGGUGCCUUUGAUUUUUUUAUUUUACAUUUCCCUUCUUUGUAUCAAGUACAUUUUUGUAUAUAUUGUAAUUUUUCCCAAGCAAAUAAUGCAUCAACCUAUGGAGUUGUCAGAAUUUAAAUAUGUGCUCCAUUUGUACUAAUGAAAUCAAAAGAACAAAUAAUGAGAUCUGAGGACACUGAAGAUGCAAGACUUUUAAAAUAUAGUUCAAACAGAAGAUUACAAACACCUGGAAAUGCCAAAGUGCUGUUCUGUGAAGACCAAGGUUGAGAGUGGAGAACAGUGCUGCCAGAUGUUAAUGGGGUGUAUUUGACUGGCUAGUUUGAGGCUGAAGAGACUUGAUAUGUUACACUGGUCCUUUCUAACUAAAGACAUUUUACCAGCUAGAAUUGCUGAAGUCAUACUCAAUGCAAGAAAAACUGCCUCCCUCUAGGGGCAGUGAACAACUUAAGUGGUUGAGUACUUGGGGUAUUAACAGAAGCAAUUGUAGAAGAAUCUGUGGCCCCUGGCUUCUUCUAGUGCUGCAGUCCAUGCAUUUCAACCUCCAGAACAGUUUAAUGAAGACCCAACUCUUAACUACAGUGUGCCAAAUGAUUCUGUGAAAGAACAGCCAUUAAUUUAGUGGGAAUCUAUUUUUUAUUGCACUCCUGGUGGGCAAAUCCUUGGAUGGGUAUGGUUAUGGCUGGGUAUGGACAGAGGACCCCAAAUUAAAAUUUUCAUGUACUUUUACAAACAUUGCUGUGAGAAGAUAAAGUUAUUAUUUUAGGUAAUUCCAGUAUUCAUAUAGAGAUAGAAAUAACACUGUUUUGGGGGACUGGUAGCCAAGAUAUGACAAAACUAAAUUCCAGCUGCAAGUGGCUGGGCAUAACAGCUGAGCCUGUUUGUGAGGAAGGAGAAGCGAGGCAAGGGUCUCAGUUUCUGCUGCUGCUCACUAGGUGCUAGGAAGUUGCUUUGUACCAACAAGAUGCCUUAUUUUGUAAGGAACCACAGUAUCAUGGUUCAAUUUGUAUUCUGGUAAGCUCUUCUGUGGAAGGUACCAAGUAAAUUGCUAACUGUACCAUUAAAAGAAUAAAUAUCCUUAUAGCUGUAA